AUGUUUGGUAUUAUUAUCAUUGGACUAUUUUUAAAUCAAUUUUUAUUUAUUUAUCCAUAUGGUGAUUGUGGACCAUUUUUUAAUAGAUAUAAUCCUAUGUUUUUACCAAUGGGAGGAAAUUUUUUACCAUGUAAUAAUAUAAAACCACAAAUAAUACCACAACCAUCUGUAAAUAAUAUGAUUCCUAAUUAUACACCCUGUACAAAUUGUAAUCCUUUACCACAAGAAUAUCAAGAAAAUUAUCCUCAACCACAAAUUACACCACCAUUUUUACAUCCACCACCAUUAUCAUUAAAACCAAUUACAAUUAUGUCACAGGAAGAAAAUCAACAAAAUCCAUUAUUAUAUAGAACAAUAUAUCAAAAUUUAUAUCCACAACAAUUACCAUCAACAAAUAGAUUUUUAUCAAAUUGUAAAGAAUGUUUUGAUAAAUUAACAGUUUUAAAAUAUUUACAAAAUCGUAAUAUUCCAGAGGGUGAUCCAAUAAAUGAACAAAAUAAUAUACUUAAAAAACCAACAAAAAUAAUAACAGAAUAUGAAAAUUCAGGAGAAAAUAAAAAUCCUUUUAUACAAUCAUUAAAACAAGGAUUAAUAGAACAAGAAACAUAUGAUGGAAAUUUAUAUAAUAAUGAUAAAAAAGAUAAAGAAAAAAUUGAAUGUAAUGUAUUUCCAAAUACAACAUAUUAUUCACCACCACCAGCUACAUCAUCAUAUCCAACAAAUGAAUGUUGUGUUGAUUGUGAAGAGGAAUGCCAAUAUAAUAUAACAAACACUGAUAAUUUUAAUAAUAAUAAAAUAUCUAAAAAAAUUAGACGUUUAUUAGCUAGUCAAUCCCUCAAUACAGAUGUUAAAUGUACAAAUAAACAAUUAAGAAAUAUACUAUCUCGUUAUAUAGGAUCAGAUGCCAAAAGUAGUGUUAAAAUAAUUCAAAAAGUAGGAGAUGAGACAUUGUUAGAGGCACACAAUGUUAUUUGUAGUGAAGGGAAAUUUUAUUACAUAACAAGAUCAUCCUCAUUUUGUCAAUUAACUAUUGGAAAUGUUCAUUGUUAUAUUUUUAGAGUAAUACCAUAA
Molecule: messenger RNA, 1071 nt
Organism: Strongyloides ratti
Lineage: Eukaryota; Metazoa; Nematoda; Chromadorea; Rhabditida; Strongyloididae
Product: Ground-like domain-containing protein
Exons: 2
Coding region: 1-1071 (356 amino acids)
Source: RefSeq, a predicted model, not a curated record